AUGAAGGCCAAAACCCCACGUCAGACAGCGAGGUUCUCGCCAUACGCUAUAUCCUCCCAACCAUUAUAUCAACUCUCCUCUCAGCUCAGUCCUGAGCACCAAGACGAAGAGUAUACUGCUCCCACUGGCAAUGCGACUCCGGAUUCGUCCCAAAGUCUCUCGGAUUCGUAUCAAUUCGACUUCAGCAAGCACAAGGGAAGACUCCGUCCAACUUUGAAGGCUGCUCUGGCGGCGCGAGCUUCUUCCCAGCCAACACCAUCAAAAUCAGGAUUGGCCCGUGCUAUCUUAACCCCUCUUUCCUUGUCCAACCUUCAGUCUUCUGGACCUCUCGACAAAUAUGAACUACCUUCCCGACCUAGAGAGCAUGUCCUCCCGUUCGGAAAAUUCAAAGGCACGAAACUGAAAGAUGUUGACGGGACGUAUCUUCAAUGGGUUGCAGAGCAAAUUUGUGAAGGGGCAAUGACCCUUGGCCCCACGCUCACAAAUGCCUUGACAUCGAUGGGCUACACUACAUCCUAUAACUCAGACCUCGCACCGCUUAAGGCUGAUUAUCCAUAUCCUGACUUGAGAACAGCACCAACUGUCUUUCGAGAGGGUGGACACGAAGACAUAUUUUGGUCAAGAAUAACUAUCGAGGAAGCGAUCGUGGAGGCAGAAGUUGGUAAAGAAGUCAGACAAACAGCAGACAAGCACAAAUUGAAGUUCGAUGUACCAACUCGGAUCGGACUUUGUGUUCUUUUUCGUCGAGCUUACAGGGCGCUUUUCCGGGACGGAAUUGUCUCAUUUCAUCCAUAA
Molecule: messenger RNA, 795 nt
Organism: Mollisia scopiformis
Lineage: Eukaryota; Fungi; Ascomycota; Leotiomycetes; Helotiales; Mollisiaceae
Exons: 4
Coding region: 1-795 (264 amino acids)
Source: RefSeq, a predicted model, not a curated record